Messenger RNA from Naegleria lovaniensis, 1299 nucleotides. RefSeq lists its product as uncharacterized. The coding region runs from base 1 to 1299 and encodes 432 amino acids. Lineage: Eukaryota; Heterolobosea; Eutetramitea; Acrasida; Naegleriidae. The record is from RefSeq and is a predicted model, not a curated record. The transcript is spliced from 2 exons.
AUGCUCAUUUCUGCUCGAGUGUUCAAUGUUAUUGAUGAUUGUAUUAAGGUGACUGCUUAUCAAAAUUCGAGCUAUUCCAUCUCUGACAAAUCUAAUCCAAAGUAUGCAAAUAGUGUCACAUUGAAGUUCCAAAAUAUGGCACAAUCACAAAAUUUAUUUAUUGAUGUCGUUGCAUGUACAGAUCGAGUGGUUCAAUAUGAACUUGUAGUGACUGCCAAAGACCAACCUAUUUAUUUAAUUCAAGAUUCUUUCUCGGUUUAUUCUGUUGAAGCCAAUGAAUUUGAAUUAUACAGUCCAAAGACAGGUCAAGCGUUAUUGACACAAUUUGAUUCCUGUGAUGAAAAAAGUAUUAGAGAUACAGUAUCUAUCUAUGCUGCAAAAGGUAGAAUGCCUUCGAACCAAGAUUUCGAUGAGGCUCUUUCCCCAAUUAGCACGUAUUCUUUGAUUUUGAAUCAAUCAUUAGUCUCGACUGAUUCCAUUUAUUAUUUCAAGAUUAUGGGUAAUUAUGACUCAAUGCCUUCCUAUUACUCUGUAUUUGCAUCGACCUUGAAAAAUGAUCCAAGACCACCAAAAGUAUCUUACAAAGUGUCACGUGUUUCUGAAAGUUUUGAUGACAAGGUUCCUUCAGUUUAUAAUGUUGAGUUACAAACACCAUUACCUGCAAAUACUUUUUACAAAUUUGUGGGUUAUGCUUUGAGCGAUCAGUUGUCAAGCAUGAGCCAGGAUAGUGAGAUCUUUCGUAAUUUGAACUUCCAUACAUUGUGUGCCAUUCAUGCUAAAUCUAAUUUACAAGUUCUUGCAGAAGGAGAUAGUACUUCAAAAGUGCCACUCACAAUUAAUGUAUAUGGUGAUAAGGAUUAUGUUGUUAACCUCAUUACAAGAAAUGAUAAGGACGGUCAAUUGCAACAAGUAUCCACUCCAUUUAUCAUUAGAAAGUCACGAGAAAGUGCAGUUAGUCCUGGUGGAAUUAUUUUAAUUAUUUUACUUAUUUUAGUAGUAUUAUACCUUGGUAUUGGUUCCAUUGUUAAAGUUGUCAAGUAUAAGGCAAGAGGUAUUGAUAUUAUUCCAAAUAUUGGAUUUGGAAAGAAAAAACGCAGACGAAGCAGUGGUGAAGCUUAUGAUGUCAUGGAUGAUGAACCAAUUGUAGGAGAGGAGAACUCGAUUAAUAAUCCAGAAGCUUAUCGAGACAAUGAAGAGGAAGAAGGUGUAACAACCAUUGAGGAAGAUAUUAACCCAUUUGCACAACAACGAUCCUCACUUCCACCAACCUCUCAACAAGGAUAUACUAGUAUUAUUUAA